AUGGGAGGUCCAUAUCCUUCGAAAGUGGCCGGGAUAGGGGGCAUACCGACAGUCACCACCGACAUCCCAGUCGACUCGGUCUUCAUACUUUUAUACGUCUGCUUCGCGGCGACAAACAUGAGCGUCUUUCAGCUCAACCGCCGGAAAAACCACAAGUUUAUCCCAUCAGCGCUCUUGUUUGGCUUCUGUAUGGCGAGGAUAGUCACGCUGUGUCUCCGCAUUGGAUGGGCUACGGCACCGCACGACGUUCAGUUGGCAAUCGCCGCCCAAAUUUUUGUGAACGCCGGCAUACUGAUAGUCUACAUCAUCAAUUUGAUCCUUGCUCAACGCAUUCUGCGAGCAUCCCUCCCCCAGAUAGGAUGGAGCCCAAUCUUGCGAGCCGCGUACAAGUUCUUGUACAUGGGCAUCGGGGUGGCACUUGCCAUGGUCAUUGCGUCCGUGGUCGUGUCAUCCUAUACACUCGAUCCGCACACUAGAUCGGUUUGUCGAGAUAUCCAGCUGGCCGCGAUCACCUAUCUCCUCAUCUUCACCUGCCUUCCAGCGGCCCAUGCUGCCUUGGUGCUCUUGUUGCCGAGGUCGAGAGAUGCGGAGAACUUCGGCAAAGGCAGCAUGAAGAGCAAGCUGAUCAUUGUCACCUCUUCAGCGUGUCUAUGCAUGUUGAUAGCGGGCUUCAAAGCCGGCAUAACUUGGGAGACCCCACGACCAGUCACUAAUCCACCCUGGUACGAUUCCAAAGCCUGCUUCUAUAUCUUCAACUUUACGCUUGAGAUCAUCCUGCUCGGCAUCUUGACGUUUACCCGAAUCGACAAGCGGUUCUUUGUUCCGAAUGGAUCGAAGAAAGCGGGAGACUACAGUAGACUCUCAGAAGAGGCUCAGCCGAAGACGGAGCAUGCCCUAUGGUAUGCUACAUCGCAAGAUGCUGAGAAGCCGUGA
Molecule: messenger RNA, 933 nt
Organism: Cladophialophora psammophila CBS 110553
Lineage: Eukaryota; Fungi; Ascomycota; Eurotiomycetes; Chaetothyriales; Herpotrichiellaceae
Exons: 1
Coding region: 1-933 (310 amino acids)
Source: RefSeq, a predicted model, not a curated record